Messenger RNA from Archocentrus centrarchus (flier cichlid), 2584 nucleotides. RefSeq names its product RAS-like, family 10, member A (gene rasl10a). Gene Ontology annotation, molecular function: GTP binding; GTPase activity. The coding region runs from base 155 to 766 and encodes 203 amino acids. The transcript is spliced from 3 exons. The record is from RefSeq and is a predicted model, not a curated record. NCBI's taxonomy places the organism in Eukaryota, Metazoa, Chordata, Actinopteri, Cichliformes, Cichlidae.
GUGAUUUAGUGGCUGCUGGUUAAAGGGGCAGCGGCGGGUGGGCUGAAUUCCACCAGAGCAGGAACAAAAACAGCGGCGCCCAGCUGUGUUUCUGGACUACCACAUCUGUCCUUGUUGCCGCCGCUGUCCAUGGUGCUGAACUCGAGCUCCAGGAAUGGUGGAGACGCUGAGUAUCGCAGUGAUCGGUGCUCCCGGAGUGGGGAAAACUUCUAUAAUCCGCCAGUUCAUCUAUAACGACUUCUCGGAGGUGUACACGCCGACCAGGACCAGAUAUGUGUACAGACCCUCCGUUAUACUGAACGGGAACAUGUACGAGCUGAAGAUUUUGGACGUCCCGCCAAUCUCGUCUUUUCCAUCGAGCUCCAGUCAGGAAUGGCUGGAUUUGCGCUGCAGAGGAGUUCGCAAUGCUGAUGCUUACAUCCUGGUGUAUGACAUCUGCUGUGUGGAGAGCUUUGAAUACGUCAAAAUGAUCAGACAGCAGAUAGUAGAGAACAGGGAAGGCAGCAGCAGUGAGGUGCCAAUCCUGGUGGUGGGUAACAAGAGAGAUCUGCAGCGUCAGCGCUUCAUGCCUCGCAGAGCCGUGUCGGUUCUGGUAAAGAAGACAUGGAAGUGCGGUUAUGUGGAGUGCUCUGCCAAGUUUAACUGGCACGUAGUCCUGCUCUUCAAAGAGCUGCUGGGCAUUGCUGUGGCGCGGGGCAUGCGCCAGAACCACACCUCCAUUCGUUUGCAGGGGGCGCUACAGAGGAAUCGCUGCACCAUCAUGUGACCCUCAGAGCUCCCUCCACCCCUGUCAACUCAGGAGUGGAGCGGCAGUGGAGAGAAGGACUUUCUAUCAAAAUGGCUGGGAAAAAUUACCCUGUGGCCUCCUGCUUUACUGAGCUGAUUUUUCAUAAUGAUGUUUAUUAGAUUUGUGCGCUGUAAAAGACACUCAAAUUAUACACAUGGUCAUCCAGCUACUUCCUAGUCAAUUGUGUAGAAACAAGGAAGGAAAUGAGGGUGAGAAAGUAGGUGAAAAACAAUACAAAUAACAUAGCACAGAUAUGUUUCUCACAUCAGCUAGACAGUUCUACAUUUCAGGCUGUGCUUCCCAAUUUAAAAGGUCUGUCGCUAGGCCUGACAGGGCGGGAGCUGUAUUUGUGAGACUCAAAGCGGACAGGCAGCAAUAUCAUCCAGUCUUCCUUUUGAAUUUGUCACAUUCUGUAAGGUCAAAAGCAGAAGAUCAUAUCUAACAUCACUGGAUUUAUUUGGGAUUUGUGCAUGAGAUCAAAGGGCAAAAAGAUGGAAUUAUAAAAAGCAAAAGUACUCAUUUCUGUGGAGAUUAUCUCAAAAUGUACAUAGAUAGAUAUGAUUAGAUGGUGUUUAAUUUUAGAUUCUGAGGAGUAGCCUGCAUUUUUCCCCCUCCCCUGUCCCCAUUACAAUCUUGGCCUACGGUAAAAGCUGUUUGUUCAGAGGAAGGCUGUUUUAAGGUUGUCUUGCAGCAGAAAAUACUGCAGUCCCUUAUCGUGAUGCACUGUAGAACCUUAAUCUGCUCCCUCCUCUCACUCAGUGUCUGUUUCUGAUGAAUACAUUAAAUCCAGGGAAUGGGGGACCUCCAGGAGGCUCCGGAGCCUCAAACAAGAACCUGUGUGUGUGUGUGUGUGUGUGUGUGUGUGUGUGUGUGUGUGUGUGUGUGUGUGUGUGUGUGUGUGUGUGUGUGUGUGUGUGAGAGAGAGAGAGAGAGAGAUGGGGAGAGGGAGAGUCAGGUUUAUAGUUGACAUUCAGGCAAGCAAAGGACAGACACAGUAAGAUAAGAGACAGAUGCUGAAGCUUUGGAUUAGAAAGGAGCAAUAAACACACACAGGGAUGUCCAGACUGACUAUAUGUAUCACAUUAUUAUAUUAAAAAUGCCUCACACACAGUUGUAAUCCACACACUCCAACAGAAAUAGGCAAGUGGAGCUUGGUGACUUCCAUAUCAGUAUGUGAAUACUCUAUAAUUGGUCAUACUGUAAAAUUAACAGUGACUUUUCCAUGUGAUUAGGUUGAGGUACGUGAAUAUGCCAGCACUGAAAGUAAGCAGACCUGUUGUAUAUACACAAGUGAUUCAUAGACUAAUUGACUUGCAUGCUUUUGUUGGUAGAGCCAACGGGUCAGGGUUUAAUUGCACUGAUGUGAAAAUGUGAUACUGUGUUUAAUUUUUGUAAUACAUGGUUUCCUGGCGCUGUAAUGAACAACUGAGUGGGGUGAAUGUGGUCGUUUUUCACCGGCAUGUGAGAGCACAAGCUCAUGAUACUCUCCAAGAUGUAGUGUUGAAGCCUUCAGUUAGGCCAAAUGGCUGUGUUAGCUUUUUGUUUGUUUGAUUGUUUUUCUAGUUAUAAAAAGAGAUAUGUAGCAGAGAUACACUAGAAAGCAACUGUGUGUAGCAUGAGUUCUCAUCAUUUUGUUUGUGUGCAUUUUCAAAUAAAAAGGGCUACUGUUUUUUAUCAGAUACAUUACUUGUAUUAUUUUAUUUUUACAGUGUCAGUACUGUAACUAAUUUUGCUUGGUUUUUUUUUGUUUUUGUUUGUUUGUUUGUUUUCUUGUUGUUGUUGUUGUUGUUUUUGUUA